Prunus armeniaca (apricot) is the source of this 1287-nucleotide messenger RNA. The record is from the annotation of a GenBank genome assembly. NCBI's taxonomy places the organism in Eukaryota, Viridiplantae, Streptophyta, Magnoliopsida, Rosales, Rosaceae.
AUGGCAACCCAACGGUUCCUGCAACUUCCACAGGCUAUAACCAUGGACAUCCUCUCAAGGCUCUCUGUCAAUACCCUUUUCAACUGCAGGUGCGUGUGCAAAGCGUGGCUUUCUAUAAUCUCUGACCCUCAGUUUACUCAUCUCCACGCUUCAAGAUCACCCUUUGGCAUCUUGAUCGAGACCUUCCCCCCUCCCCAUCUAACAAAACCAAUGGAACUUUAUUUUACCCUUCUGGAAGUAGAAGCAUGUGCUGCUCCUGGUUCAGAUUUGCAGCUCGAGGAAAUAACGUUUUCUCCAGGAAAUACUCUACCACCAGUUGACGCCGCCAUGCCCGAAUUUCGCUUGAUAAACUCAUGUAAUGGUCUGCUUUGUUUUGGAGCUAAUGAAGGCUUUCCCCUGUAUGUGUGCAACCCUGUUUUGGGCGAGUACAUCACCAUUCCAACUGCUAAUAGAAACGACAAGUGGCUUAUUGUUGGACUUGGUUUUAGCAUCAGGACCAAUGUGUACAAGGUGUUUCAGUUGAACAACCCGGACACUGAGGCUGAGAUUUACACCAUUGGCGCAGGAGGGGCAUGGAGAAGCAUUGGACCUCCUCCUCCUGGGGAUUUUAAUAACUUAUCGUUCAAUAAUUUUCUUCAUGGAGCUGUUCAUUGGAUUCCCUAUGGUGGCAGAAGUACAAGUUCCAAGGUUAUACAAUCUUUUGACUUUGAAAGAGAACAAUUUCGGCCAUUAUCACUACCUAGUUUGCUAGCACAGAAUGAAUUUCUGUAUAGUUUGACAUUGGAAGUGAUAGGAGGUUGUCUCCAUCUAUGUGUGCUUGAGGAUGAUGCUAGCAAACUGGACAUGUGGGUUAUGAAGGAGUAUGGUGUCCAAGAGUCUUGGACUAAAAUUCUUACUUUUGAAAACCUGUUUGGUCUUUGGACGGAACGAAUCUGUGAUAGGUAUAAUCCAAUUAUGUUUUUGAGCAAUGGGGAAAUCCUGAUGUUCUACAACUUUGAGCGUGUAGUUUGUUAUAAUCAAGAACAAAAGAGCUUCAGAAAAAUAAAGAUUCCUUCGACUAAAAAGUGGUCAUUUCAGCCAAUUGCUUACAGUCCAUCCUUUCUGUCGCUAUACGAUAUUGCAAAGGCAGAGGACGUGAAGAGACAUGUAAAAAGGUUGGCAGCAGUAAGAGAUAUAACAAGCUGCCUGUUUGAUGAAUCGAGUUAUGAUUGUACUGCUUUUGAAGAGGCUCUUCCUAAAGCCAAAAAUUCCUCUCCGGAUUUGAAUCGGAGGAUUGGGACUGCAUGA